AUGAAUCCUACACUUUACCAGAGGGAACCGCACUCCCAAUCUAUGCAAGGCGGUGAAACAGAACAAAGCAUCAGCCGGAAUCCAGAACUGAUAAUCAUGUCUUGUACUAAUGGAAGCGACGGCUUUCCGGCACAAAUUGAAUUUAAUCGCCGGAUGGAAAACUAUAUCAGUCGCAAGAAGCGCGCAGAGAGGACUGUGGUGAAUGACGAAGAACUCGCAUCAAUUCAUCGCCUGCUGUCUGAUCCAGCGGCCAUGCGAGCAGAAACUGAUGUCAGCCACCGCACUUGGGUCAAGAAGACAUUCUGUUUACGGCCAUCAUUGUCUGCCGGUUCCGUUGUUUGCCAUAGGGAUAAGGGUCAAACAAUACCUCAACCGAUUGCCUCUAAAGAACAAAUGUAUUUCAUCUUGAAGAAGGCUCACGCGUCGGAAGGUCAUGGAGGUCGAGAUAAGACGGCAAAGGCUGUGAAGAAAACUCAUUCCUUCAUUCGAAAAGGACUCAUCUGCUUGUUCCUUGAAGUCUGCCCAACUUGUCGCGUCAGGAACGAUGCCGUCAAGAAAGACAAACCCAACAACACUGGCACCUUUUCUGGUAUUUCGGACUCGCAUGGCGGGAUGUCACUAGGGCCUUGGGGUAUGGACACAUUGCAUCCGCCUCCUCCGCCUGACUUAGGCUCGCAAGGAUUUUUUCUCGGCAAGGAACUAGGUCCACCGGGGAUGAAUCCCACCCAUACCUCCGGAAGACGCCCACCCACGCUCACUGAGGCCACCGGCGCGGCCAUGCAUUCAAAUCUGAACCAUCUUCGCAAUAAUACCUAUCCGCAAGUGGAUAUGGCACACGGAUCGCAUAUGCCCACUUCUGAUUAUCCUUUGAAUUCUUUGGAGCUACCGUCACAGCACCUUUUCAACUCAUUUAGCGCGUCAGACUAUCGGAAUCCGCAAAUCUCCGUCCACCAACCCCAGAUACGGCCACCAUUCGUGACGAUGCAACCUGAUACCACACAGCUGAAUCAUUCUAACAUGUUGCAACACAACAAUCAACAAAUGCUAUUGCAACAACAAAUGCAGAUGCAGCUUCAGUUCCAGCAGUUCCAGCAGUUCCAGCAACAAGCCCAGCUUCAGGACCAGCGGCCGAUGUCCGCCUCCCCGCGUUUACCAGAUUCUGUUUUCCAGGCUCAACAACAAGAUGAAGCGCAGAAUAGACAGCAAUAUCUCAGUCCACGCCUCCAGCAGACCUUUGAUCUCCGUCCGCAAAAUUCUUCCAACAGUAGUUCCGAUGCGUUCCUCCAGCAGUCGCAAUACCAGGCUCAGCAGCCUCCGCCUCUUACGUUGCUCGCUUCGAAUAACAUCUAUGACCCUACGAACGCUUCUUUCUUGCUCAAUCAGACUGGAUCGGAAGAGCUUCCCCUGACGGACAAUGAAUUACUUCGGGCAUCUGCUGAUCUUAACCACGUCCGUAUACCUUCGAAUAUUUCGACCAACGAGAAGUUUGGAGCUCUCGCCCUUCGAGAUGCAUCGGUAGGCUCGAAUUCGAAUCCUCAUAGUCGCUAUGCAUCCUCACAAGGCUAUCAACCCGGUCCCCCAACUGCGAAUUCAGACUUGGUGAUGCCUUCAAGUGGACUUCGAUUUGAACACUCAGAAUUAUUCAAUCAGCCGCAGGAUGGGUUCGAUUACCAAUCUUCAUCUGGACCUUCAACUGGAGUCUCGUUCUGGACGAGGCCCGAUGAAAUGCCUAACUCGGGGCUAACUGCCGGAGUUUUUACUGCCGGGCUUGAAUCGUGUGUCGCCAAGCCAGCUGAUGAAGGGAACCAUCAACGCUCUUCUACAAUUCCGGAACCUAGCCCAGAGGGCAAACGCCGUGCAGCUUUCAAGCCCUUGAUUUCGUUCUCUCAACACCGUUGUGGUUCCGCACCGCCUCCAGCUUUACUGCAGACUUACAAAUCCAACGAUCCCAAUUCUUUAUCGGUUAACGUGGCUGCUCCCGAAGAUGAAGACGGUCUCAGCUCGGAUCUCCCUCGCUCAGCACCCGCCACCCUGUCAAGCUCUAUGGAGAAGUCAUUGAAUGACUUCUUUUCUCAAAUGCCUGAAGAUGGUGCCCUCAGUGAUGAAAUGCUACAUCAGCUCCUCGGGGCCGAUCUAGCCUCGAGUUCAGAGGAUGCCCCUCUCUUUCCAUCAGACAACUCUUUAUCAUUUCCAACUUUGCUCUGA
Molecule: messenger RNA, 2205 nt
Organism: Melampsora larici-populina 98AG31
Lineage: Eukaryota; Fungi; Basidiomycota; Pucciniomycetes; Pucciniales; Melampsoraceae
Exons: 2
Coding region: 1-2205 (734 amino acids)
Source: RefSeq, a predicted model, not a curated record